Molecule: messenger RNA, 5161 nt
Organism: Cavia porcellus (domestic guinea pig)
Lineage: Eukaryota; Metazoa; Chordata; Mammalia; Rodentia; Caviidae
Gene: Znf219
Product: zinc finger protein 219
Exons: 4
Coding region: 2123-4702 (859 amino acids)
Biological process (GO): regulation of DNA-templated transcription
Cellular component (GO): nucleus
Molecular function (GO): RNA polymerase II cis-regulatory region sequence-specific DNA binding; DNA-binding transcription factor activity, RNA polymerase II-specific
Source: RefSeq, a predicted model, not a curated record
GGAGAAGCUUUGCUCUGUUCUUGCUCUUUUGAUUUGGAAAUGAGGCCAGCUUCCCCGUGAGGUGUUUUGCUUGCUGUCCUGCAGGCAGUUUUAGGGGCCCUAGAAUUUUCUGGGAAUCAGAAUAUGUGCCCAUAGGUUAGUCAGCUAUGACCAUGCAGUAUUCCCAGCCUCCCUCCUCCCCCCUUCCCGGCCAUCUGCUUCCUCUGAAUAUACCAGAUUGGCUGUACACCAGGAUGUUCCGGGAAUCCCCAGGAGAGCAGCAGAAUGUGAUGAACCCAAAUACGAUGCCUCAGUAACUCAUUCCAGGAUGUACAAACUGUAACUGUCAGGACACUCCUUAUAGCUAAUUAAAAAUUUCCUACUUUCAGCUAUUUUCUAUUACCUCUAUUUUCAGUGACAUCCAAAAGGCCAAAAGAAUCCCUAUGGCACCACUUCCCCCCCCCCCUCCUGGUUUUUUUUUUGUUGUUGUUGUUGUUGUUGUCGUUACCAUUUAAAAAAAAAAAAACUAGCUUUUCUCAGUGCUUUAUUUGUGAUGCUAAAGUGGCAAACGUGACCCCUCUAGCACUUCAUAGCUCUAUCUAUGGUACUGAGGUGGCCAAAGAGGCUUUUCUGGUAGCCCACUGCUCUCUCCAUGGUACUGAACAAAUGACCAUAUGUUUUAACAUACAUCUCUGGGGUCUGGAAGAGUCUUGGACUUAGAACUAUGACACUUCUAAGCUGGAAAGGACCAACAGUAUAAAUUAGUGUAACCCCCUUAUUUUACAGAUGAGUAUCCUGAGAGGUUAAGGGAUUGAAGUUGCGGGGGCUGUUAAUGGGUAGACUGGGCUUACUACUUUCAUUCACCUUUCAUGAAACCUGGCUAGCUCUUGGCUCCAGGAAGGGAGUUUAUUUGGAGGCCAGAGGAUGAAAGGAUCCUUGAAUUUGGAGCUGCAGAAAUAUACAUAUCUUAGUGGAGGCAGUAUAGUGACCCUUACACAAGGACAUUUAAUUAAUGGUUAAAAAUACUCCCAAAGCCCAGAUUCUUAAUGUAACAGAUACUCUUCCCCUCAUGGAAUCUAACUACAUUGCUAAAUGUUCAAAAUUAGGCAGCUUUGAACCCCCAGAGCCUUUUCUUUGCUAAGAGGGCAGACCCCUUGCCCAGUUCUCUUCUAGUAGAGAUCUGUAAUCAAAGUAAUGCUUGAGUCCUUUUCUUUCUUAGUAACUCAUUUGGUUUCAUAAUGCCUGUUGUGGGUAGUUCUUUAUAUUUCAGAUAUCUUACACAGGCCAAGGUGUGCACUUGGAGUGGGGGAUAGGCCUACAUUCGUGCAGCCCUUGUACAGUUUGAGGGAAGGAAGGUACAUUGGAUGGCUUCUGUCACUCUCCCAGGCCUGUUUCCAUUCAUUUUAAUUUUGGGGUUGCUUCUUAGUCCAGAAGCUGACCUCUGCUGCUGCUUAGAAUUGGGACCCCCGCCCCCUAUCUUCUUCCUCUCAGUGUUCUUCCCUAGCUCUGGAGCUCUGCACAUCUCAGGCCUAGGGAAUUUUAGCUGGAGCAUUUAACCCCUUCCUGCUCAAAGUAUGUACUGAGCCCUAUCUGUGCAGAUGGCCCAGCCCCGCCCCCCGUCCCUCACUCCAGCCUCUUGAGCUCAGAGCCAGUGUAAUCCUCCUCUUGUGUGAGGAAGCCUCUCCCCUGCAGAGAGGAGGAAAGCCUGCUUCGGAACAGCUCUGGACAAAGGGGCUGAGAUGCCCCAUCAAACUGCAGGCUCUGAGGUUUGAAAUGGGAAAAAUCCUAGAGAGUAUUUGCAGUUUUUAACCCUUUGCUCAGGCUGGCAGUGCCCCUUAACUUCCACUCCUCCCCCAACUCUCUUCCUUCCCUCUUUGGCUGUCUCCCCCUCCAUACCCCUCCCCCUCUGUCUGUCUCCAGACUCUCUGCUGCUGGGAGGUGUUUCUCUCCCAUGCAUGAAUGAGUCUCUGUAAUGAAUGGAAAUGAAUGGAUCAGGAAUCCAGGCGGAGAGGGAGGGAGAGUGAGGGGGAAAGACCAAAAGGGUAAGGACAGAAACAAGGACAGUGGAACCUGGAAAGAUGUUUGGCUGGUUGGUCAGUUAAGGGUCUGAGAGUGACCGGUCUCACCUGGGCAACCGGGGAGCAUGGCAGCAAGCUCUCCUCAGUUGCUUAUCAAGGUGCACAGCUCCACCCACAUGGAAGAGGGGUACACUGUGAUACCGUACCCCCACUCUGGUGGUGGUAGUGUUCUGGACCAUGCAUUUAAAAUGUAUAAGGGGGAAGAAAUCUUGAUCAUCAGGAUAGGUUUUGGAGUUGGCAAAUCAAAGGGUGCUGUUUUUAAGGACAGAAACUCCCUUCAAAUAGGAAGAAGAGAAGUUUCAGGAAUACAGGGUGCUAAGAGUAUGGAACUUAGGGUGACUCUUACCCCUGAUGCAAAUCAGGGCUCAUCUCUCUUCCAACUCCCUCUCUUGCUUUUAGCUCCUCAGCACCUGUUGCCUUCACUAGCAGCUUUUCCUCCUCGUCCCUCGUCCCUGCACUCCCUAGAACCAAAGAAUGUGAAGGGGUCCAUGGAGGGCUCACGUCCCCGUGUCCCCUGCGGCCACUUAGCGCCGUCACCCCCUGCCUUCGACGGCGAACUGGAUUUGCAGCGCUACUCCAACGGGCCCGGCCUGAGCGCGGGGUCUCCCGGGAUGGGAGCGGUGGGCUGGUCUGAGAGCCGCGCAGGCGAUCGGCGCUUCCCUUGCCCUGUGUGCGGGAAGCGCUUCCGCUUCAACUCCAUCCUGGCCUUGCACCUGCGAGCGCACCCUGGUGCCCAGGCCUUCCAGUGCCCACACUGCGGCCACCGCGCGGCGCAGCGGGCUCUGCUGCGCUCACACCUGAGAACGCACCAGCCUGAGCGUCCCCGGAGCCCCGCGGCGCGCCUGUUGCUGGAGUUGGAGGAGCGCGCCCUACUGCGCGAGGCCCGACUGGGGCGCUCUCGAAGUUCGGGCGGCGGCAUGCAGGGCGCCCCCGCCGCUGAAGGCCUCGCCCGGCCUCAGGUCCCUUCGUCGUCUGCCUUCCGUUGCCCUUUCUGCAAAGGCAAGUUUCGUACCUCCGCGGAGCGUGAACGCCACCUGCACAUCCUGCACAGGCCCUGGAAGUGCGGCCUGUGCAGUUUUGGCUCCAGCCAGGAAGAGGAGCUGCUGCACCACAGCCUGACGGUACACGGGGCUGCUGAGCGCCCUCUGGCGGCUGCCUCCGCGGUGCCCCAGCCUCAGCCUCCCCCACAACCUGAACCCAGAUCAGUUCCUGGGCCGGAACCGGAGCCGCCUGAACGUGAGGCUACCCCUGCCCCGGCUCCUGCAGUUCCAGAGGAGCCCCCUGCGCCUCCGGAGUUCCGUUGCCAAGUGUGUGGCCAGAGCUUUACACAGUCCUGGUUUCUCAAGGGCCACAUGCGCAAGCACAAGGCAUCCUUCGAUCACGCGUGUCCUGUGUGUGGUCGCUGCUUCAAGGAGCCCUGGUUCCUUAAGAACCACAUGAAGGUGCACGCCAGCAAGCUGGGCCCUCUGCGUACCCCGGGGCCUGGCUCAGCGCCUGCGCGGGCCCCCCAGCCUCCUGAUCUGGGCCUGCUGGCCUAUGAGCCACUGGGUCCUGCACUCCUCUUGGGCCCGACGUCCACUGCAGCUGAGCGCCGUGAGCCCCCCAGCCUCUUGGGCUACCUGAGCCUCCGAGCUGGCGAAGCCAGGCCCAAUGGUGAGGGUGCUGAGCCUGGGGCUGGCCGUGGCUUCGGGGGAUUCCGUCCACUGUCGUCCAGUCUCCCAGCCCGGGCUCGCCGACACCGCACAGAGGAGCCAGAGGAAGAGGAGGAGGCAGCUGCAGUGGAGGCUGAGGAGGAGAGCUGGACCCGGGGCAGGUCACUGGGCCCUCUGGCUCCCCUGCACCCGCGCCCCAGUGAGGGCACAGGGCACUCCACACCUGCUGUUGCUGCCCAGGCAAGAUCGACAGCCACGCAGGAAGAAAAUGGUCUGUUGGUUGGAGGGACCCGACCUGAAGGGAGCCGGGGUGCCACUGGCAAGGAUUGUCCUUUCUGUGGAAAAUCUUUCCGCUCAGCGCAUCACCUCAAAGUACACCUUCGAGUGCACACAGGUGAGCGCCCCUACAAGUGUCCACAUUGCGACUACGCAGGCACCCAGUCCGGCUCACUUAAGUAUCACCUGCAGCGUCACCACCGUGAGCAGAGGAGCAGUGCAGGCCCAGGGCCGCCCCCUGAGCCGCCACCCCCUUCCCAGCGGGGUUCAGCCCCGCUGUCUGGAGCUAAGCCAGCUCAGCAGCCUUCUACCUGGGUGGAGGGGACCGCAAGCCCACGAGCCACCGGCAGUACUGCUCCAGGCUCCCGUCGGAAGCCCGCCAGCCCUGGGAGGACCCUGCGCAAUGGGCGAGGUGGUGAGGCUGAACCCCUGGACCUGUCCCUGCGGGCAGGCCCGGGAGGUGAGGCUGGGCCAGGGGGUGCCCUCCACCGCUGCCUUUUCUGUCCUUUUGCCACUGGAGCCCCUGAGCUCAUGGCUUUGCACCUGCAAGUGCACCACAGCCGCCGGGCCCGGGGUCGCCGGCAGCCCCAGGCUGAUGCAUCUCCCCCCUAUACCCGAGUACCAUCAGGAGAGACCCCUCCCAGUCCUGCUCUGGAAGGCGAGGAGGGCCCUGGGCUAAGAUCCGGAGAGGCAGGCCUGGGGGGUCAGGAGCGGUAGGGAACCCUCUUAGGGGUGAUUAGCUUAGUGAGCUUUCCCUGCAGGAGCAGGGAAGCGCUAGAGGUAGUUGGGUAGAGCAGCCAGCAGGGGCAGCGUGGGACCCACAUCCCAGCCCCAGGCCGACCAGAGGUGGAGGGGCAGCAGGCGAAGGAGGGUGGGCAGGCGGUACCCACCCAGCCCAUGGGAGUCACAGUGCCUUAGAAGUGGCAGAGGUGAGGGUCAAAGAACGGGGUCCCAGGGCUGGCAGAGAGGGUUGUGUCCCUGUUGAGGAACCACUCUGCCAGUUUUUGCUGGUCCAUAGGCCUGAGAGUUUAUUUUUGUACAAGGGGGUGGGGGUGGGGGGCACUGUACCCUUCUAGCCCCAUCAGGGGCCCUGUAGACGUUGCUAUUUUUGGUACGAUUCCUGUCAUCCCUGUCACAGAGUCGUGUCCCCAAUAAACAGGUGUCUUGAGGCACAGG